Molecule: messenger RNA, 7245 nt
Organism: Syngnathus typhle (broad-nosed pipefish)
Lineage: Eukaryota; Metazoa; Chordata; Actinopteri; Syngnathiformes; Syngnathidae
Gene: nlrx1
Product: NLR family member X1
Exons: 13
Coding region: 234-3122 (962 amino acids)
Biological process (GO): negative regulation of canonical NF-kappaB signal transduction
Cellular component (GO): mitochondrion
Molecular function (GO): protein binding
Source: RefSeq, a predicted model, not a curated record
CCUUCUAGAGAAGCAAACGACACUUCACCACGCAUUUUUAAGAGCUCACUCGACAGGCAAGAGAUUUGAGAUGGAGGAAAACCAUUUAACGAAUGACAUUUAACGACGGCUACUGAGUUUGUCGGGCGCGGGAGGUGUCAAUAAAUAACUCCGUAUAACGGGGCAAUCGACUGCUGCUCAACAGCGGACCUAAAACCCGCGUGCAAUUUCCGCUGGCAUUGUCAACUAGAAGGAUGACCUCAAUACAGCGACAAUUCAAUCACCUUUUCAUGUUUUGGAAGUGGAAGAGGAGAGUGGAUGUUUGUCUUUAUCCUGGUGCUGGAUUUUAUUGCAGGAAAAUCUCCUCCACUGCAGUAGAACCAGAUGUGACUGAAAUCCACAAGAGCAAGCUGUUCCUAUGGUUCAGCCAUCUUCCCCAGGAAGAGAAGCAGUUUGGAGGCUACUUUAGCCCAGAUACAAUGCACGUGGAUCCACUGAUCCUUGAGCGAAAGCCAGAGGAAAAAGCAGGACUCCUCAUCUCUCCACUGAAAAUCCAGGCUUCCUCCAGCCAUUCUGUGACUGUAGAGCAACUUUUUGAAAUGAAUGAAGACCGGCGCGAGGAUCGAGGACUCAAUGUGCUGCUGUAUGGGGCAGUUGGAACAGGUAAAAGCACAAUUGUCCGAAAGCUUGUGCUGGAUUGGUGUGCUGGGACCACGCUGACUGACUUCAAACUGCUGAUUCCCUUUUCCUGUGAGGAUCUUGGCGAGCUAACUAAGGUUGCAUCUUUGAGAGACCUGGUCAGUAGGAAGUACCUCCACUUGAAAGAAAACCCUCUACUUAGUGGGGAGGGAAACCAGGCUAAAGAUGUUCUCUUCUUAUUCAACGGGAUGGAAAAGAUGAAACUUGACUUCCGAAUUGGAUCCACAGAGCUUUGCAGUGACCCAAAUGAGCCGCUGCCCGCUGGUGCAGUGGUGGUCAACCUUCUCCGCAAGUACCUUCUCCCUGAGGCGAGUGUUUUAGUGACUACCAGACUGUCUGCCUUGGAUCGCAUCCCUCCGAAAUAUGUGAGUCACUAUGCACAGAUUUGUGGCUUCAACGACCCAAACCGUCAGCGUGCCUACUUCACCAGCCGCCUCCUACAGCAGAGUGGGGAAAUUGUGCCGGCACGAGACGCUCAGGCUCUUGUAGAGCUACUUUACCUCAACCUCCAGAGGGAAAGCCAGCUGGCCGCAGCCUGCUUCUUGCCUUCUUACUGCUGGCUCACGUGCGCCACUUUGCACUUCCUGCAUUUCACUGACGCCACUGCACCCAUCCGCACGCUGACUGGCAUAUACACAAGCUUCCUCAGGCUCAACUUUGGUGGGGAGGUGCUGGGCAAAGCUACUGCGGCAAGUGGAUCCAGUCAGGAUCUACAAAGUUCUUUGAUGUUGUAUGUUGUCCGCACAGUUGGCAAACUGGCCUAUGAAGGCGUUACUUACAAACGCACCUCAUUCUCAGAGGAGGAGCUGGAGCAGUGGAUCGGAGGAAAGACCAAGACGGAUGAGGAGUUACGUCAACUGGCUGUUUUCAGAACUGAUGUGCUCGACUUUUUUCUGGCUCCCUGUGUUGAAAGCUGCAAGCAUUUACCCACAGACCUCUGUGAGCAUGAUGAGAGGCGUUAUGUAUUUGCUGUUCCAGCCAUGCAGGAGUACCUGGCAGCACUUUACGUGGUUCUAGGGGAGAAUAAAUCAGCGCUGGAGAAGCUGACCAAACAGGUGUCUGUAGCCAUCGGUCAGGCAACUGAAGACGUUAGUGCCAUUGUCAAUAUAUUUUCUAAGUUCAUCCCACUCAGAAUCUUUGCAGUCUUCAACUUACUCAAGCUUUUUCCAAGGCUUUAUGACAAAAUUAGUACUCGAAACAAGGGCAACAUUGCGAGGACAAUGGCUGCUGAGCUCUUCCGCAAGGAAGAUAGCUACAAUGAGGACGUUCUGGAUCAGGUAGAGCAAAGCCUCUUGGGAGUACAUGGUCCACCUUCAAAACAACAGAGUGAGAGUCAGCCUUUUGAACUUUACCCGAUCUUCAUGGGUGGACUCUUGCAUUAUGGCAACCGAGUCCUACUUCAGCAACUUGGGUGCAGCAUCCAGAGUGCCACUGUGGCUCAGAUCACACGAGCUCUUCGGAAAUACCUUGUAAGAGAAAUCAACAAGCCACAACCACCAGAGGAGUUGAUGGAUCUGUUGGUCCUUCUGUACGAGUUUCAAAAUCCCAGACUAACUGCAGAGGUCCUGGCCUCAAUUAGAAGCAUUCGCCUCCACAACAUACGCAUGACCUCACUCAAAUGCUUUGUGUUGAGUUCCGUGCUCUCUUGCGCCCCACCAAGUUAUCAACUGGAAGAGUUGGACCUCUCCUCCUGUCUCCUAACCCGGGACAUGCUUCACACGCUAUCCCCUGCCUUUAGACACACUCGGAACCUCAAUCUGCAGUUUAAUAGCCUUGGCCCAGACUCCUGCAUCUUCCUGAGAGAUCUGCUACUGGACUCCAAAAGUUGUGUUAGAGUGCUACAACUGUGUGAUAACCCACUGCUAGACUCUGGAGCCUGCCUUCUUCUGGAGGCCCUUCCAGAGAACCAGUCCCUGAGGCAUCUAUCCCUGAUGCACACCGGGCUAGGGGACCAAGGGGCCAUCGAGCUGGGUGAAAGACUUCAGCAGCACUCUGGACUCCAGGAGCUCAAUGUUGCCUACAACAACAUCGGUGACAAUGCAGCUCUGGCCCUUGUGGAUGUGUGCAGGGAACAUCCCAGCAUUCACACUGUGCAUUUGUACCUAAACCCUCUGAGUGAUGUUGGGAAGCAGUCCCUGUAUGUCCGAGGUAUUCCCAAGAGCCUGAACGGCAGUGGGCGACGAGUCAGAGUUCUGGCCGCUGUCACUGAGGGUUCUGACCUGUCAGAGGACUGGCACCCCAUUCUCAGUGUGAUUCGUGAGAAUGCGUCUUCCUGGGACAGGGACCGAGUGAAGCAGCAGCUUAAGGUGUUCCUAAGAGAUCUGGAAUGGGGACGUCAACAGCAGCAGAGCCUCUGGAAAAAGCUUCACUUCCGAAGGGUGGAGAAAGGCAUCCGUCACACGCUACACAUGCUGGAGAAAGACACAGCACCUCCAUCUGCAUGAGUCAAUAACUGGAAUUCUCUCAAUAAUACUAGUUCUUAACAUUCAUUAUUCAUUUUGAAAGCCACCACUCGGUGUGGUCCUCCACAUGGGUGUUCGUGUCAUUACACAAACACCCAUUUAGAGGAAAAACAAUUAGCAGACAUUCUCUGUAUAUCACAGCCGAGGGUUGCCUCUUCAUAAAAUGAACAUAUUUCAUAAGAUGAGCAAUAUGUCUAAAAGAAAUACAUCACAGGAAAAACAAUCAAAGGAAAAAUAUUUCUGAAAAUCCCAACUCUUAUACUUAAAGUAUAUUUUAGUAGGCGUUUUUGCCUUUUUCUCAAGAGUAAUUUAACAUGCAUGAACACAUGCACAGGUUGAGAUUUGAAGUGGAUUUAAUAAAUGAUUUGCAUUUCAUCCAUCCAUCCAUCCAUCCAUCUUCUUCCGCUUAUCGGUCGCGGGGGCAGCAGCUUCAGGAGGGACUCCCAGACUUCACAGGGACCGAACCGCCCUUAUCAGUUGGCUCGGUACCCCGUACUCCCGAAGCACCCCCCAAAGAACCUCCCGAGGGACACGGUCGAACGCCUUCUCCAAGUCCACAAAACACACGUGGACUGGUUGGGCGAACUCCCAUGCACCCUCGAGGAUCCUGCUGAGGGUGAAGAGCUGGUCCACUGUUCCACGGCCAGGACGAAAGCCACACUGUUCCUCCUGAAUCCGAGGUUGGACCUCCCGACGGACCAUCUUCUCCAGCACCCCUGAAUAGACCUUACCAGGGAGGCUGUGGAGUGUAAUUCGCCUGUAAUUGGAACACACCCUCCGGUCCCCCUUCUUAACCGAGGGGAACCACCACCCCAGUCUGCCAAUCCAGAGGCACUGUCCCCGAUGUCCACGCGAUGUUGUAGAGACGUGUCAGCCAUGACAGCCCCACAACAUCCAGAGCCCUUAAGAAAUCCUGGCGGAUCCCAUCCAGCCUUGCCACCGAGGAGUUUUUUAACUACCUCAGUGACUUCGACCCCAGAGAUUGGAGAGUCCGCCUCAGAGUCCCCAGGCCCUGCUUUCACAAUGGAAGGUGGAAUUGAGGAGGUCUUCGAAGUAUUCUCCCCACCGACACACGACGUCCCGAGUCGAGGUCAGCAGCACGCCAGCUCCACUGUAAACAGUGUUGACGUUGCACUGCUUCCCCCUCCUGAGACGCCGGAUGGUGGACCAGAAUUUCCUCGAAGCCGUCCGGAAGUCAUUCUCCAUGGCCUCGCCAAACUCCUCCCACGUCCGGGUUUUUGCCUCAGCAACCGCCGAAGCCGCGUUCCGCUUGGUACCUGUCAGCUGCCUCCGGAGUCCUGCAGGCCAAAACGGCCCGAUAGGACUUCUUCUUCAGCUUGUCGGCAUCCCUUACCGCCGGUGUCCACCAGCGGGUUCGGGGAUUGCCGCCACGACAGGCACCAAUGACCUUACGACCACAGCUCCGGUUGGCCGCCUCAACAAUGGAGGCGCGGAACAAGGUCCACUCGGACUCAAUGUCCACUCGGACUCAAUGUCCCCCGCCUCCCCCGGGACGUGGGAAAAGCUCUGCCGGAGGUGGGAGUUGAAGCUCUUCCUGACAGGGGAUUCCGCCAGUGUUCCCAGCAGACGUUCCCAGCAGACGUUCCCAGCAGACCCUCACAGAGCGUUUGGGUCUGCCAGGUCGGACCGGCAUCUUCCCCCACCAUCUGAGCCAACCCACCACCAGGUGGUGAUCAGUUGACAGCUCCGCCCCUCUCUUCGCCCGAGUGUCCAAAACAUGCGGCCGGAAAUCCGAUGACACGACUACAAAGUCGAUCAUCGAACUGCGGCCUAGGGUGUCCUGGUGCCAAGUGCACACAUGGACACCCUUAUGUUUGAACAUGGUGUUCAUUAUAGAAAAUCCGUGUCGAGCACAGAAGUCCAACAAUAGAACACCGCUCGGGUUCAGAUCGCGGGGGCCGUUCCUCCCAAUCACGCCCUUCCAGGUCUCACUGUCAUUGCCCACGUGAGCAUUGAAGUCACCCAGUAGAACGAUGGAGUCCCCAGAAGGAGCGCUCUCCAGCACUUCCUCCAGGGACUCCAAGAAGGGUGGGUACUCUGAGCUGCCGUUUGGUGCAUAGACACAAACAACAGUCAGGCCUGGCUCCAGAGGGGGGCCCCGGUGACCCGCGUCCGGGCGAGGGAAAACGAGAUCCAUAUAUUUUGUUCGUCAUAAGGGGCUCGUGUGAGCCGUGCUUUGUCUGGCCCCUCACCUAGGACCCGUUUGCCAUGGGUGACCCUACCAGGGGCAUGAAGCCCCAGACAACAUCCUAGGAUCAUAGGGGCACAUCAACCCCUCCACCACGAUAAGGUGACGACUCACGGAUUUGCAUUUCAUUCUUUAUAAAAGAUAAAAAAUACUGGAUAGAAUAAGCAGCUCAAAGCUGGCUAAUAGUUUAGCACUUUUGUCGGGUGACGCGCGUUCGUACAGUCUAUCAGUAAGAAUGUGAUUAAUGCGCGUGACAGCUGCAGGGAGUCUGCUGUGCGUUGGAAAAGAAAUGAAACGUUUGGCAACAGGAAAAAAAAUAAAUUCGAUGGUAUGAUGCAGUGUUAAUUACAGAGCAGGGUAGCACAUCGAAACAAAAAAACAAAGCUACGUUUUUACUUUUACAAGCAUGUGGAUUUAGAAAGUAACAUGAUGUUACAUGUACCGUUUUUUUCCGUGUAUAGUGCGCAAAAUUUAACUAAUUUAUUGUCCUAAAAUCUGGGGUGCGCAUUAUACAUGGGUACAAAUCUUUUUUUAAUUUUUUUAAAAAUUUUUUUUUUUUUUUUUUUUUUAAGUCCCAAUGAUCGUCACACACGCAGGGAGGCAAUGGGUCCCAUUUUUAUAGUCUUUGGUAUGGUCUUAACUAGGCUGGAUGUAAUUUUUUUUGUUGGCUGUUCACUUCAAACACGCUCCAUGCGACCGCAAUGCUCUCGUAUCAGACAAGGCUUGCUCGAUCACCUGCUCGUUUGCUGUCUCACAAUGUACCCUACACAAAUCCGAAACAUUUGUUGCGGCUCCGAGUCACGACGAGGGGCAAGUUUUGGUUUCCAAGGGUGUUUUUAUUCCUCUUCAACGUCUCUCCCAUACAGAGCCGCCUCUUUCCCGUGCGCGGUGGUGCGUUUACGGGCAGUCGGAGAAAUCAACGCCAACAAAAAAAAUUACAUCCAGCCUAGUUAAGACCAUACCAAAGACUAUAAAAAUGGGACCCAUUGCCUCCCUGCGUGUGUGACGAUCAUUGGGACUUAAAAAAAAAAAAAAAAAAAUUUAAAAAAAUUCAUAAAAAUUGGGUGCGUAUUAUACAUGGGUACAAGCUUUUUUCCAGCAUCAGCAUGCCAUUUUUAGGGGUGCGUACUAUACAUGGGGGCGCACUAUACACGGAAAAAAACGGUAAGCUAAUGUUAGGCUAUUGCCAUGAUAUCGUUAAAGAACAAAUCUUCAAUGAUAUAUACAUACACACACACACACACACACACACACACACACACAGUGGAGCCUCAGUUUUUGAACGUCCCGAUUCUCGAACAAAUCGGUAUUCGAACAAAAAAUUCGAGAAUUUUUUGCUUCGGAUGUCGGACGAAAUUCGGUUGUCGAACCUCGCGAGAUGAGCCGAGAGGACCCACAUGCCAACUGACUCCUUUCAUUAUUACGUUCUCUUUACUCUGAGGAUUGCAUCAACUCUAAUCAUGCCUCCAAAGGAAGCAAGUGGGAGCAGUAAAGCCAUCCGAAAGCAAUGCGACACUGAGCGCCGGGCGCGCUGCGGUCCACUUAAAUUUUGGAAAGUACAUUAGGACUUUAAAAAUGUUUUCUAAAUUUUAGCGACCGCUUUGUCACAAUAUGCAACUGCGAUGUAGUUGCGCGGUCGGCGCCGCGCUACCGUUACCCGUUCGGCGGUGCGCUGCAGUUGCGCGAUUGGACAAAAAUGUGCGAAUGAAAAAAUGCUUAAAAAAGGCGUUUUUGUCUUUUUUUUGGCUUGGCACGGAUUCUUUUUUUUUUCCAUUAUAUGUAAUAGAAAAAUAUGAUUCGGAAUUCGAACCACUCCUCAAACAGCCUUCUGGAACGGAUUGUGUUCGAAAUCCGAGGCUCCACUGUGUGUGUGUACACAUAUACAUAUAUAUAUAU